Messenger RNA from Symbiodinium necroappetens, 1014 nucleotides. Lineage: Eukaryota; Dinophyceae; Suessiales; Symbiodiniaceae. The record is from the annotation of a GenBank genome assembly.
AUGGCUGCGAGGCUGGAGCGAGGAUUUGCAAAGGUCCUUUCCUCGAGGUCGGUGACGGUCUUCGUGCUGCGAGUUGAUGAUGUAUGGACGAAGAGUGAACUUCAAAAAAUUGUGAAGAUCCUGGAUGCUCACGAGUAUUUCUCGAUGCUGGGGCUCCUUUGUGAAAACAGCAGCCAGUUCGGAGGCUUCCCUUAUCAUGGCCCCGAGAGUGUGGGACCCACGACAUACCUGCCUUUGAGCUCUAUGGAAAUAGAUCUGGUACUGGAUUGGGACGCCAUGCCGCUGCCGCAAAACCUGCUGGCUUUUGACUUGCAGCAGCCUGAUGUCUUCAAGACUGUGCAGCUGGGAGAUCUGCAGUGCGAUGCUGAAGAUGAUGAUGGAACCUGUCAAGAGGGUGACGCUGGGUGCAGGGGAGAUGCAUUGAUAGGCCCUCCAGAGCGUCCUCAACUUCUUCACGUCACGAAGUCGGGGUCCCGGUCUCUUACCCUCGAGUGGCGGCCACACCCGGAAGGUCCAACUCCGGACAGUUAUUUGCUGAGGGUAGAUCCUGGUGCCCUUGAGGAAGUGUUGGACCACGAUACCUUCGAUGCUCUCACGAAUGUACAGACAUAUACUGUUAACGGGCUACGCCCGAAUGUAGAAUACACAGUAGGAUUGAGGGCGAUGGGCUUUGGGGGCGAAAGUGGCAAAGUGACGCUGACGCACCGCACAGAGCCGGAGGACGACACAGCCGAAGAUUCCUUGUACGACAUUUUGGAAUCGACACAUUGUGGCAUGGGGGCUGCCGAAGAAGUGCAGCCAGCAGGUCCAGCACCUGGAGGUGCCUCAUACUUUCCGGGAGUUGAUGACGUCGAUGGGUGCAGGGCACGCUGUGAGAGCAACCGGCAGUGCGUGGCUUUUCAGGUUAACUCGGGAAAUGCUUGUUGGCUCUAUCGGAGGAAACCCCCCGCGUUACAGCGCCUCGCCGAACGCAAAUCCGACCUCAGCUGGUGGUGUGCCGUCCGGAGAGAUUGA